Molecule: messenger RNA, 4748 nt
Organism: Ostrinia nubilalis (European corn borer)
Lineage: Eukaryota; Metazoa; Arthropoda; Insecta; Lepidoptera; Crambidae
Gene: Brf
Product: transcription factor IIIB 90 kDa subunit
Exons: 12
Coding region: 97-2064 (655 amino acids)
Biological process (GO): DNA-templated transcription initiation; transcription by RNA polymerase III; transcription preinitiation complex assembly
Cellular component (GO): transcription preinitiation complex; nucleus; transcription factor TFIIIB complex
Molecular function (GO): TBP-class protein binding; RNA polymerase III type 3 promoter sequence-specific DNA binding; RNA polymerase III general transcription initiation factor activity
Source: RefSeq, a predicted model, not a curated record
UUGUUUUCAUUCGUGGUCCAUGUGAUUUGAUGCAGAUUUAUGGAAAAUUGAUCGAAAAACUUGUAAUUUAUUAGUAAAACUUUUAUUCCCAGCACUAUGUCUGGGAAAAAAUGCAAGCAUUGUGGAUCUUCCGAGAUAGAAGUAGAUCCGGCCCGAGGAGAUGCAGUGUGUACAAGCUGCGGCACGGUGCUGGAAGACAACAUUAUUGUCGCCGAAGUUGAGUUCCAAGAAUCUGCUCAUGGUGGUGCAUCUGCGAUAGGGCAGUUCGUGUCUGCGGAGACAAAAGGAGGAGCCACUGGAUUUGGUCGAGCCUUUCAUGCUGGAAUUGGUCAAGAAUCACGGGAGAUCACGCUAAGAAAAGCAAGAGAUGGCAUCACGACGCUCUGUCAGCAGCUCCGUUUAAACCAGCAGUGCAUAGACAUCGCCUGCAACUUCUUCAAAAUGGCGUUGUCGCGGCAUUUGACCAUCGGCCGGCCAGCCAGCCACACUCAAGCUGCCUGUGUGUACAUGACCUGCAGGACUGAAGGCACAGCCCAUCUCUUGAUUGACAUCAGUGACGCUCUACAAAUCUGCUGUUAUCAACUGGGCCGAGCAUAUUUCAGGCUGUCUAGAGCACUUUGCAUCAACAUUCCUCCUACAGAUCCAUGCCUGUACAUCCUCCGGUUCUCGUCGCAGCUCCAGCUAGAAGACAAGCAGCAUGAGGUCAGCAUGACAGCUCUUCGGCUGGUGCAGAGGAUGAAGCGGGACUCGAUACAUUCCGGGCGCAGACCUUCUGGAAUUUGUGGGGCUGCGUUACUAAUAGCAAGUCGUCUUCACAACUUCUCGCGGACACCCAGCGAUGUGGUUCGGAUCGUCAAAGUGCACGAGUCGACAAUUCGCAAGCGGCUGAUGGAGUUUGGAGAGACGCCUUCCAGCGCCCUCACGUUGGACGAGUUCAUGACCGUGGACCUAGAGGAGGAACAGGACCCUCCAGCUUUCAGAGCUGCUCGGAAGAGGGAUAAGGAGCGGUUGCAGAAGCUGAUGGAAGAAGAGGACGGAGAAAAAGAGCUGACAGAGCUACAGAAAGAGAUAGACGCACAGUUAGAAAAGGACAACUCUAGGAGACGAAAAUUGGCGCCUGGAGCGGGUGCCACUCUCACACCUAUAAGCUCUAUAGUACAACCUGAAGCUGCGGAAGAUUCAGAAGACGCAGAAGCGUCUCGGUUCGCCGCGGAAGACACGUUAACCCUCAUCGGGGACAUCGCCAAAGACGCAAGACCAGAAGGGGAGAAAGCGCCUUCCAAGAUUGACCAAUUGAAAUUCGAGAAAGGACUCGGUCCUGAACUAGCAGUAAUAGGUCUCGGGCAGCCAGAAGAGAAGCAAGCAGAUCCGUUCCUAAAACCAGAACCUAAGCAGCCGUUCAGCAAGGAUCUGCAGUAUGAUGAGCUGGUGUUGAGCGCUGAUGACGAGGAGUACGUGAGCUCGCUCAUCAUGACAGACGCUGAGGCAAGGCAUAAGACCAUGCUGUGGCAUAAAGUCAAUGCUGGGUACCUGAGGGAUCAGAAAAUAAAAGAAGAAAUGCGCGCCAAAGAGCGGGAAGAAGGCAAGAAGAAGAAAGUCCGCGGCUGCUACAAGAAGAAAUUAGCGUGUAACGCGGCCACCGCCGGCGAAGCCAUCGAGAAGAUGCUGGCUGAAAAGAAGAUUAGCUCCAAGAUCAACUAUGAUAUACUGAAGAGCUUAGACCAGCCUGGAACGCCUGCGCCUGCUUCUAAGCCUGAAGAAGCCAAGAAAGACGUCAUAGCCCCGUCACCGGCCGCGCCGGUGGAGGCGCCGGUGGAAGUCCCGGCGUCGCCCGUGCCCCGCAAGCGCCGCAAGAAGCCUCCCACCCCCGCCCCCGCCACCCCCGCCGUCAACACAUCCGCCCCCGCCACACCCGCCCCCGCUACACCCGCUGCACAUGAUGCGAGCGAAGACUACGACGAUGACGCGGAGCUGGAUGCCACCGACGCUGGUGCCGAAUUAUCGCUAGCUGCUAUGCUGCGCAACGGGCAGGAUGAUGACUACUAUGACUACGAGGAGUAUUAGCGCUGGCCACUCUGCGCUAGGAUAUUGGCAGUUAGUCUUUGACCACUAUACACAGUAAGCUGACAUUGACAACUGCUACAAGCAUAUUUAGCUUAGUAAAAGGGGCUAACGGGACUAUUAGUAAUUUGUGCAAUAAUAAAUUACUAAUAAUUUUCUUUAAAAAAUAUAAAUCAUCUAAAGCCUGGUCCGUGAGCACGUAGAAUCCCGUCCAAUGACCCCAAGCUGCCCAUCCUUGUCGCUCGCACGUAAUUAUGUUGCUGUCGCGCUCGCACACUCACUGCGGGCGCGCGUCGCACAGUCGCGACAGCAAUAUAAUUACGCGCGAGCGAUAAGGAUGGGUAGCCUGGGGUCAUUGGACGGGAUUCUACGUGCUCACGGACCAGGCUUUAAUUUACUGAUCUCAGUAACAAGGAUUUUGAAUUGCGAAUUUUAAGUAAUGAUUAUGGUCUAGAGCUAGACGACAACUAUUAUGACUAUGAGGAGUACUAGCGCCGGCCACUCUGCGCUAGGAUAUUGGCAGUUGGUCUUUGACCACUAUACACAGCUAGCUGGGAUUGACAAAGCUGCUAGUGCUAAACCAACUUAAAUUACGGUCUUGAUAAAAAUUCACGGACUGAACUUGAACCGGACUUGAAGAUACUCCUGACAACUGCUUCAUAAGUCUGUUUCAAUUGCUAGAUCAGAUCAAUCAUCAGGCAUCAUGAACGUUGAGACUACUGCCACUUUUGCUUUGGUGUCGCCUGAAAGGCUGCGCAGAAAUAGAAAACAAGUUUACCCAGAAUUACGUAAUAAUUAUGGGGAAAAGCACGCCCAAAGCAGCUUCUACUGCUAGCAGUUCCAAUGCACGUAAAUAGAUGACUACGAGUGUAGUCACUAUAGCUGCUGUAUGGCCAACCUUAGUCUAUGAAAUCGCUGCGCAAUGGACAGAACGACGAUUCUUUAUGACUACGAGAAGUAUUAGCUGGCCCUUCUACGCUUGUAGUCUAUGACCCGCUGGGAGGGUCAUCCGUCGUUUAUUAUAGUGCAAGCGCAGAACUUAGUGCGUGGAUAGGCUAAGGAGUUUGUAGCUUUUAGAUGUCAUAUUUUAGCAUUUCACUUUUAGUACAAAAUUAUGCCUUCUUUGUCUACAUUGUAUGUUGCAAUCCUAAUGUAAAACGUAAGCUGUUAUAUAGGCUUAUAUUUUUUCUACAUAUGACACAUUAACUUUUAACUUCCAUGUUACCUGCAAUACGUUACACAACAACGUAUUUACAUAAAGCAUUACCUAAUGUACUUAUGUCUAUUUUUAUAUUUAAUGUUACGUGUGCCUUCUACGAAGGUGUGUUGUUUUAUAAGUGUCGUCGUCAACGCAAAUUUCCUUUAUUUGAGGUGAAAAACUUGAGCGGGAGAUAUAUUCUUGAAAAUUGGAUAUUUGCACUAUACGGUUUACAAAACUAAAGAUUUCAUAAAGGUAGCCAAUGAAAACUUUUAUUCUUUUGCUGUUUCUAAAGGGGUUUCACUACAUGGCUUUAUAUUUUACGCACAUUCUAUACAAUCACAUCAAGAAUCAAAAAGUAAGACCAGCAAUCAUAUUGGCUUUUUAUAUUUUGCUGUUAAAAAAUAUGCCUGAUAGUGAAAAACCUGGUUUACAGUAAUAAAUUGUGAUCUCCACUGAAAAAUAAUGUUAAGUAUAUUUAUUUUUAGGCAUUUUACGUAUUUUUGUAUAUUUUGUAAAUUAUUUUAAGGGUUUUAUCUAAGUAUCUCUUAGUAGAAAUUGUCCACUGCUGUGAAUUUCAUUAUUUAUCUCAAAUCUAUUAUCAAAACUUAUGUACAUUUCAUUUUUCUACAUCUAGAAAAAAUCGAUUAGAUUAGACUUUUUAUCGAUUCGUCCAGAAUCUUCUGUAAUUUAGAAAAUGUAUUACUAGACUGAGACGAUUUUACAAAUAUUAUACUUACAUAAUAAUACUAUAAGAAUUUAAAAAGUACGAUGCUAGCUUAGAAUUACUGUAAAUUUAACUUUUAUCGAUAUCUUAAAUGUAACAUCUUUUUUGUAACCUGUAAGUAGGAUGCGCGCCGUUAUAAGCGUUUAUCACGCCAUUUUAUCGAUAUUACGCGAUAAGCUCAUACAUUUGUCAUCUAAAAUCAUCAUUAAGAUUUUAUCACGGCGCGUAUCCUAGCCCGGCUGGUAGCAUUGUUCUUAAAAUCUUUUAAAUUAAAAACUCGUGAUGUAUGUAUAUUACUUAAUUUAAUAAUGUACAUACAAUGAAAUAAGUACUUUCAUUAAAUCAGUUAUUUGUUGCAACUUUUUAAGUAGUUCAGUUCUUACAUUUCAGGGUGAGUAUAGACUGGUGCAUUUGCUUGUAACAGAACAACGAGUCGCUCUAUGAAAUCUUCGAGUGUCACACCCUGUCACGAACCAAAUAUUUUAUGUCACGUCAUUCAUUUUACCUGUAUUGUACCAUUCGAAAGAACGUUACAUUACAUAGAAAUGGUCUAGUCUAUACACACCUUUACAAAACUUCAACGAGUAAGAUAAUAUCGUGCCCUUUUGUAACACGGAAUUGUUAUUAUGUACUAUCUAUAAGAUUUUAAUAUUUACGGCAUUUUAACAUGUGAAUUUGCUUAUUUUGUGUUGAUUUUAAUGUAAUUAGUAUGUAUAGUGUUUAUCCAACAAUAUAUCUGAAUAAAUGUAUUCGUUUUAUUAA